Molecule: messenger RNA, 2302 nt
Organism: Hermetia illucens (black soldier fly)
Lineage: Eukaryota; Metazoa; Arthropoda; Insecta; Diptera; Stratiomyidae
Gene: SH3PX1
Product: sorting nexin lst-4
Exons: 4
Coding region: 196-1896 (566 amino acids)
Biological process (GO): mitotic cell cycle; endocytosis; endosomal transport
Cellular component (GO): cytoplasmic vesicle; plasma membrane
Molecular function (GO): phosphatidylinositol binding; protein binding
Source: RefSeq, a predicted model, not a curated record
GUCACUUCCAUACUGUCAUCAUAGAAUUCAAUUCAGAUUAGGACUUUGCGGAACUCGAUUUUGUCGUUCGGAGUUUCUUAUCAUUUCCUGCGUUUCGAUCCGUUUAAAGUGCAUCAAAGUGUACGCGAACCAAACAACCAAUCUAUGUAUAAUUCAAAUUCCUGCCAGUCAAACCCACAUAAAACGGAGUAAGUAAUGUCGUCAUAUGUUCGAGCUUUGUACGACUUCACGGGUGAAGCAAGUACAUCAGAAAUUUCAAUUACAACCGGCGAAGUCUUAACGGUAACGCGAACUGACGUCGGUGAAGGAUGGUGGGAAGGGAAGAAUUCGAAAGGUCAAACAGGUCUAUUCCCAGCUGCAUAUGUGGAAGUCCUAUCGGCAGUUGAAUCGGCACAGAUCGCCAAUGGGGGUGCGAGUCGUCAGGCUGCCGCGGCUGCCUCAAAUGCAGCAGCGGCAGCUACACCAACAGCUGGUGCUCGAUAUGAUCAGACUGCCGACGAGUGGAAUGAUGGCCAAGAUGACUGGGAAGACGAUUGGGAUGAUGACAAUGAUACAUACUCCGAGAUUGGCCCUGCGUCGUCAGCACAAAACAACAAUAAUACUAAACAGGGUCAAGUCAACUAUGCAACAAUGAACCUUCCACCGACUCCUUCGGAUGACACACUAUCAUGGACGUCGUCAGGUACUGUGUCGACGAAUGCUAACGCCAACACGGCAACCUUGAAAAAAUCAGGAAUGUUCGCAAAGUCAAGUGAUUCUUACAUUAUGGCAUCAUCAAACCCAACAGUUCCAGAUAACGAGAAAGUGUAUAUUGUCCAAGUGGAUAACACGUACAUGUGGCAGCCAAUUACGGAGCCCUACACUGUUAGAGUAGCAUCGCCCAAAAAGGAAACCAAAUUCAAAGGAAUGAAAAGUUUCAUUGCAUAUCAAUUGACGCCCAGUUUCAACAAUAUUGCGGUCUCACGUCGGUAUAAGCACUUCGACUGGCUACACGAACGUCUCGUUGAGAAAUUCUGUUUAAUUCCGAUACCACCGCUUCCAGACAAACAAAUCUCAGGUCGCUACGAGGAAAGCUUUAUCGAACAUCGUCGUGUUCAGUUACAGGAAUUUAUCAAUUGGAUGUGCCGGCAUCCGGUCCUAUCGCGGUGUGAAGUCUGGAAGCACUUCCUAACCUGUACAGACGAGAAACUAUGGAAGCAAGGCAAACGGAUUGCUGAACGAGAUCCCCUGGUGGGCGUGACGUAUUGUGCUGCUAUUCAUCCGCCGGAAAAGCAGCUUCUGCAGUCCUAUGUGGACGGGCAAAUGGAAAGUUGUGCUUCGUUCGUCCAUCAUAUGGACGUUGCGGUCAAAUCUCUCCUGGCGAUAGCUGCUGAACAAACAAAGCGAAAUCAGAUCCAUGCAAAGAAGGAUUUCCAAAGAAUCGGUGAAGGAUUUUCGGAGUUAGCGCGGGCGUUAGAGAUCGAUGAACGAAGAGUGCCGGCAUCGGAUUCCCUGGCGAGUAGUGUAGGGAAAACAGCAGGAUUUUUCAUAAGUAUGGGACAAAUGUUUGGCGAACAACCAAAGUAUGAUUGGAUUCCGUUCUCGGAUCAGUUGCAUCUCUACAGAGGAAUCUUGAGUAACUUUCCCGACAUCUUAUCAACUCAUAAAAACGCUGUUCAGAAACGAAGAGACUGUCAACGCUUAGCCGCCGACCAGCGAAUGCAUAACGCACAAUUGGCUGAGGUUGAUAGACGGGUUGAUAUCAUUUCGUAUGCCGUCCUAGCUGAAAUGUCGCAUUUUCGUCAGGAGAGAGAUCACCAUCUGAAGGAGACACUGGGAAAUCUAAUUGACGCUCAGAUACACUUCUAUCAGAAUAUUAUUAGUAAGCUGCAGGCAGCUCAGAGUCAGUUCCAAUAAUUUUGAUUAGUGAAUCUAUUCGUCUCAUGUUUGGGGGGUUUUUUGUACAAUUUGUAAAAGCAGCUGUUUGUCGACCACGCAAGGAGGUUCGAUUCAUGGGAAAAUUUCUGAAAUUUAGGUUCAACGAUAUCCCUUUUUUGAUCUUCUUUGGUUCUAAUGAUUGUUCAAUAUUUGGCAAGAUUUCGUUGCGGAUGAGGACGGCAGGCACGAAGUUAGGUUCGUUAAUUGCAUAAUUGUUGUGGAGCGAUGAUUGUUUUUAUUGUAAAUGUGGUAUACGCUGUUACUGCUAUCGAUUAUUUUUUAUAUUUUACUCAUUUUAAUCAGUAUAAGCCGUGAAUGUGAUCGUAUGAUUGUAAAUACUAUUUGCUUAAAGAUAUAACAAAUAAAAUGAAAGAUAAAUUGCUUA